Molecule: messenger RNA, 9981 nt
Organism: Myotis lucifugus (little brown bat)
Lineage: Eukaryota; Metazoa; Chordata; Mammalia; Chiroptera; Vespertilionidae
Gene: FYCO1
Product: FYVE and coiled-coil domain containing 1
Exons: 18
Coding region: 2231-6613 (1460 amino acids)
Biological process (GO): positive regulation of autophagosome maturation; plus-end-directed vesicle transport along microtubule
Cellular component (GO): autophagosome; lysosome; late endosome
Molecular function (GO): metal ion binding
Source: RefSeq, a predicted model, not a curated record
UGGCCAAACCAAAGCUCCAUGGGUUUUGAGCCCACUCUUCUUAGAAGGCAGGCUUAAGGGGUCUUGUAUCACCAGAGAGCAUGGCCUUUGAGAGGCUUGAUCCACUGUCUCCUUACCCCAUCCCAUUCCUUCAAAUCCCAAGAUGCAUAUCUAAGUAUUUCUUUCAACACAUACAGCCACAUCCCUAGGAGCAGUUCAUGAAAUACAAUCAUGUCCAUCUCUACAUUUCUAGUGAUGUUUUGGCACUCCCAAUAGACUAGCUCUGAAAGUGAUCUUUAACCAAGAGUCUUCUCCUAAUCCAGUUCCUUGGGAAUGCAAGGAAAGAGGCAUAGAGACAGAAAGGUAAAAACUGGAAGGUAGAGGGACCCCCUAUCAAAAAGGGAGUGUGGGUGAGGCCAGGGACUGUACUCUACAUUCUCUGACCACACCCUUCAUCAGCUACAACCUCCUGCUUUCUCCUCCCUCCACCCAUUAAAACCACUGUUCAACCUCAACCGGACUCUUGUGAGCCUAUCCCUCCCCUAAUAGUUGAAAUAUGCUGCCCUGGUCACCGGGCUGCAGAACUGCCACACCAGAAACAUAUAAAAUCCCCAACGAUACCCAAGGAAGAUCCUCUUCACAGCAUUUCCACCUCCACACUCCCUCAAACAAAAUCAAGAGGAGAGGAACCUUGCUGAUCUCCAAACAGGAACGUGCCUCCAAGCCCAGGGCAGCCCCAGACCUCAGAUGAAGUUCCAGCUAGAGUGGAACUUCCUCAACAGCACAAUCUGUGUUGCAUAACUAGAACCUGCCUUGGUGCCCCACAAUAUUUGUGGUUGGUUGAGUAAGUGGAUAAGGAGACUCUCUUUUUGGUGUGUUUUUUUUUUUCUACUUCCAUUUCCUCUUCUGACACUUGCUUAUAUUACAUCCAUCUUCCAGUCACUCCAGGUACCAUUCACAGGCUUCCCAUGGGUUCUUCUCCAGAGCCCACCAGCCCAGGCCUCACCUGGUUGUUGAAUUCCUAUGGCUUUCAUUUGUGAAAGCUGCCUCUGGUGGGACAAAGAAACCCACACGCAUGGAAACCCCAGUAGAAAAGACCCCCAAAGUAAACUGGCUGAGAAGUCUCUUGGGAUUUGAGCCCUGGACUCAAACCCCAAAUCCAAGCUCUUUACUCACUUACUGUGACCUUGGAUCUCUCAGAGCCUCAGUGUCCUCAUUUGUAAAACUGUAUGUCAACAACACAAAGACAGAUUCUAUGCACACAGUGGAGGUGCACAUGAGGUUAUGUGUGUAAAGUACUUGCUUUGUAAAUCAUUCAGCCCAGACUAAUAUGAAUUACUAUUGUAAUCAUCUAAUAAAAACAGAAUCAUUGUAUCAUAUGCACAAAUAAAUCUCUACCCAAGAUCAUUACAUAAGAUUCCUAAAAGUUCUCUGCUUAUGGGGGGAAUUGGGUUAGGAUUUGGGGUGAAAGGAGGGACACAGAAGAAGGGUUGGAGAUAAAGUGUGAAACAAGUCCUGUGUGAAUCAGGAUGGUGGAAAAUUGGCUCCAUUUAGGCCUUAGGCGAAAUUGUCCGAGGCCAAGUCUGUCUUGAGUGUUCCCUGGCUCAGUUUUUUGUCCCUAUCUCUCCUCUGGCCUAACACCCACGUCUCUGUCUCCAAGUCCAGGGCUUUUUCGUAUUCUUAAUCCAACUGUGUCUGAACAAGGACCAACCAGAAGGAAUGAUACUGCUUUCUGCUCGGAAUUUCUUUUUCACACUAAGUCUUUGGAACUCAAGUGUAUUCCGCACUUAUAACACAUGUACAAUUCAACUCAAACUAGCCACAUUUCAAAUUCUCAAAAGUCACACACGGACGGGGCUGCUUUCCCAAAACCGUGGUUUGUGUGUCCUCGGAGAUUGAAAGGUUAACCUACAGCCAGAUGCAAGGGAGAACCAGUAGGCGUUGUCAACCUCAGCUCUGCGGAGCAUGCCGGGAGUUGUAGUCUGAGCCCAUCUGCCGCUGGGGUCCGAUGGGCGUUGUAGGCCUCGGGCUUGUGGUGCAUGCCGGGAGUUGUAGUCCGCACCCGCUGGUGGCGGGCUCUGCGUAUCAUGGCCGUCUCCGCCGCGCACCCACAGUCUUCCGCUUGGCCCCAGAAAGUUUCGGUUCUGCCCAGCGGUGGACCCACUAGCGCGUGCCACCAUGGAGUCUGACUUCUGCUGAUCGGACCCAGGCAGGAGGGCACAGCCGAGACCGCGGCCUGUAGCCAGUCGCCAUGGCUUCCCCCAGCACGGAUGGCCAACUCCAGAGGAUCAUCCGUGAUUUGCAAGAUGCUGUGACAGAACUAAGCAAAGAAUUUAAGGAAGGAGGGGAACCCAUCACAGAUGACAGCACCAGCUUGCAUAAGUUUUCUUACAAACUUGAGUACCUCCUUCAAUUCGAUCAGAAGGAGAAGGCCACCCUCCUGGGCAACAAGAAGGACUACUGGGAUUACUUCUGUGCCUGCCUGGCCAAGGUGAAGGGCGCCAACGAUGGGAUCCGAUUCGUCAAGUCUAUUUCGGAGCUCCGAACAUCUCUGGGGAAAGGAAGAGCAUUUAUCCGCUACUCAUUGGUGCACCAGAGGCUGGCAGACACCCUGCAGCAGUGCUUCAUGAACACCAAAGUGACCAGCGACUGGUACUACGCCCGAAGCCCCUUUCUGAAGCCCAGGCUGAGCUCUGACAUUGUGGGCCAGCUCUACGAGCUCACCGACGUUCAGUUUGACUUGGUGUCCAGGGGCUAUGACUUGGACGCGGCCUGGCCGACGUUUGCCAGGAGGACACUGGCCCCCGGCUCCUCUGCCUACCUGUGGAAACCCCCCAGCCGGAGCUCCAGCAUGAGCAGCUUGGUGAGCAGCUACCUGCAGACUCAGGAAAUGGCCUCCAGCCUUGACCUGAACAGCCCCUUGAACAACGAGGCACUGGAGGGCUUCGACGAGAUGCGGGUGGAGCUGGACCAGCUGGAGGUGCGGGAGAAGCAGCUGCAGGAGCGCAUUCAGCAGCUGGACCGAGAGAACCAGGAGCUGCGGGCAGCCGUCACCUCACAGGGGGAGCAGCUCCAGGUGGAGAGGGAGCGGGCCCGCUCUGCAGCCGAGGACAACGUCCGCCUAACGCGCAUGACGGCUGAGCUGCAGAAGCAGUGGGAGGUCACCCAGGCCACACAGAGCACCGUGCAGGAGCUGCAGAAGUGCCUGCAGGCCCUGGAGCCAGGCCCGGCGGAGAAGGAGGGGGAUUCCCACUUGGCCCUGCAGCGGCUGGAGCCCAUGCUGCAGCGCCUGGCGCAGGAGCUCGAGGCCACACGGGACGCGCUGGGCAGGAAGGACGAGCUUUCGGCUAAUGUCCCAGGUCCGGGCAUGGCUGAGCAGAAGGCAGAUGUGGCACUGGACACAAAGGGGCAGCCAGAGCUCGACCCCAGUGCCUCGGCCCUGACGAUCCAGCAGCUGGGGGAGAAGCUUCACGCCCUAGAGCGGGAGAGCACCAAGGUCCAGGAGCUCAACAGGCAGCAGAGCACGCAGCUGGAGCAGCUGGCCAAGGAGCUGCAGCUGAAGGAGGAGUCCCGUGCCGGCCUGGAGCGCGUCGUCAGGGAGAUGGCCUCGCUGCAGGAAGAGCUAUCCGCGAAGAGGAAGGAGGCCACCCAGCUCCGGCGCCGGCUGCAGGAGUCGCUGGCCCACAUGAGCACCAUGGAGGAAGAGCUGGCAGAGGUGAGACAGGUCGAGCGGCAGCAGCGUGAGGAGAAGGAGCUGCUGCAGCGCGAGGCCAGGUCCCUGACACGGCAGCUGCGGCUCCUGGAGACCCAGCUGGCACAGGUGAGCCAGCGCGUGAGCGACCUGGAGGAGCAGAGGAAGCAGCUCAUCCAGGACAGAGACCGCCUCAGCGAGAAGGUGGGGACGCUGGAGCGGCUGGCUGCGCAGCCAGGUCCCGGCCUGCCCGUGGCAGCGGAGAGCAGUGAGGUGCUGGCCCCCCAGGAUUCCGCCCUGCAGGAGGGACCGAUGGAUGGUACUACAGUUCAGGGUAGCAGCCGGGAGGAGGAGCUGCGGCAGGCCAACAUGGAGCUGGAGAAGGAGCUGCAGAGCGUGAUGGCCCGUAACCAGCGCCUGGAGGACAAGCUGCGUGCCCUGCAGGCGGAUUACCAGGCCCUGCAGCAGCGGGAGGCAGCCAUCCAGGGCUCCCUGGCCUCCCUAGAGUCCAAGCAAGCCAGCAUCCGGCACAUGGGUGACCAGAUGGAGGCCAGCCUCCUGGCUGUUGUGAAGGCCAAGGAGACCAUGAGGACCCGCAUGGCCGAGAAGGAGGCUGCCCUGCAGAGCAAGGAGGCCAAGUGCCAGCAGCUGCGGGAGCAAAUGGAGCAGUGCCGGCAGCUGGCAGAGGCCCGGGAAGGGGAGUUCAGGGCUUUAGAGAGCCAGUGCCAGCAGCAGACCCAGCUGAUCGAGACCCUCAGAGCAGAAAAAGGCCAACAGGGGCUCAGCCCACCUCAAGAAAAUGCAUCCCAGGAGCUAGCUGCCCAGCUGGCCCUAUCUCAGGCGCAGCUGGAGGUCCAUCAGGGGGAGGCUCAGCGAGUGCAGGCUGAGGUGGUGGACCUCAAGGCCAAGCUCCAGGCAGCCCUGGGUGACCGAGAGAAGGUGCAGAGCCAGCUGGGUGUGACUGAGGCGGCUCUGCAGGAGCACAAGGCCCUUGUGCAGCAACUGAAGGAGCAGAACGAGGCCCUCAACAGGGCGCAUGUCCAGGAGCUGCUGCAGUGCUCAGAGCAGGAAGGGGCCCUGCAGGAAGAGCGGGCCCAGGAGGCCCAUCUGAGGAUGGAGGAACUCCAGGCCCUGCAGGAGGAGCUGUCCCAGGCCAAGUGCAGCUCCCAGGAAGCCCAGCUGGAGCAUGCCGAGCUGCAGGAGCAGCUGCACCGGGCCAACACGGACACCGCCGAGCUCGGCAUCCAGGUCUGCGCACUGACCGCGGAGAGGGAGCGGAUGGAGGGCGUGUUGGCCUGCACCGUCCAGGAGCUCCGGGAUGCCAAAGAGGCAGCCGCCAAGGAGCGAGAGGGCUUGGAACACCAGGUGGCGGGGCUGCAGCGAGAGAAGGAGAGCUUGCAGGAGAAGCUGAAGGCUGCCGAGGAGGCAGCUAACUCACUGCCUGGCCUGCAGGCCCAGCUGACCCAGGCCGAGCAGCGGGCCCAGGGCCUUCAGGAGACUGCACACCAGGAGCUUGACACCCUCAAGUUCCAGCUGAGCACCGAGAUCAUGGACUAUCAGAGUAAACUUAAGACUGCCAGCGAAGAGUGCAGGAGCCUCCGGGGCCAGCUUGAGGUACGGGGCCAGCAGCUGCGGGCUGCCAAGGAGGCCGUGGACAAGCUGGAGGCCACCCAGGCAGACCUGGGAGAGAAGCUGAGCCGCACCAGCAGCCGCCUCUCGGAGUGCCAGGCCGUCGUGCUGAAGAAGGACAAGGAGGGGGCCGCCCUGCGCGAGAACUCGAGCAGGACCCAGAAGGAACUUGAAAGAGCCACGGCAAAAAUCCAGGAGUAUUGCAGCAAACUCUGCCAGGAGGCGAGAAGCCGGGAGAAGAAUGACCAGAAGAUGCUGGCGGACCUGGAUGACCUGACUAGGACCAAGAAGAACCUGGAGGAGCGGCUGAUAGAGCUGCUCAGGGACAAGGAUGCACUCUGGCAGAAGUCCGAUGCCCUGGAAUUCCAGCAGAAGCUCAGCGCUGAGGAGCGAUUCGGGGACUCGGAGGUGAACCACUGCUUUGACUGCAAGCGCGAGUUCAGCUGGAUGGUGCGGCGGCACCGCUGCAGGAUAUGUGGUCGCAUCUUCUGUUACUACUGCUGCAACAACUACGUGGCGACAAAGCCCGGGGGCCGGAAGGAGCGCUGCUGCCGAGCCUGCUUCCAGAAGUUCAGCCCUGGCUCCCCGGACAGCACCAGCUCGGGCACCAGCCAGAGCCAGCCCAGUCCCACUCUGUCGCCGGCCCAGGCUGGGCUGCAGGCCGCUGGAGGCCAAGGCGCAAACCCAGACUUCAGGUCACCAGACGACACUGUGUUCGACAUCAUCACGGACGAGGAGCUGUGCCAGAUACAGGAGUCGGGCUCCUCCCUGCCUGAAACGCCCACCGAAGCCGACUCUCUUGACCCCAGCAUGGCCGAACAGGACACCGCAUCGAGCUCACUAACCCCUGAGGACACCGAAGACAUGGCCCUGGGGCAGGACACGGAAAUCUGCUUGCUGAAGUCCGGGGAGCUGAUGGUAAAAUUGCCCUUCACAGUGGAUGAGAUUGCCAGCUUUGGGGAGGGUAGCAGGGAGCUGUUUGUGAGGUCCAGUACCUACAGCCUCAUCUCCAUCACCGUGGCCGAGACCGGCCUCACCAUCAGCUGGGUCUUCUCCUCCGACCCCAAGAGUAUCUCCUUCAGUGUGGUCUUCAGGGAGGCAGAGGCCACUCCGCUGGAUCAGUGCAAGGUCCUCAUUCCCACCACCCGAUGCAAUUCCCACAAGGAAAACAUCCAGGGCCAGCUCAAGGUCCGCACACCAGGCAUCUACAUGCUCAUCUUCGACAACUCCUUCUCCAGGUUUGUCUCCAAAAAAGUAUUUUUCCACUUGACGGUCGACCGGCCCGUGAUCUACGAUGGGAGUGAUUUCCUGUAGCCUCCGCACCUGGAUCUCAGCAGUUUCACUUCACCCACAGGAAACACUACUCUCUCACCUGCCACAUAAAACACUAAAACAAAAACAACAAAACAGCCCAGCCACUCCAAAGCUGAUCAACUAUGCAACUCGACAACACCCUGGCUGCUCUCCUGGCUGCAUGGUCCGGGCAGCGUGCACUCAGCCCGCAGCUCAGCUCCCGGGGGCUCACACAGCCUUUCCCUCGCUGCCUCGCCCCGAAGGGGCACUACCGGGGGGCUCACCACUCCUGAGCACAGUUGGUUCCAAGCCUCCUGGGGAGUUUCACAGGCCAGAGGUGGUACCUACCUCUGCCCAUGGAAAGAGUUGCCCUGCUCUGCCAGCCUGGCCCGGCAUCCUGAGAGACCAUGAGCCAGAUGCCCUUGCCGGACCCGGUGAGGCCUUGGGUCCCAGGGUCAUCAUGAGAGUCAGGGUGCCAGGGGCCCUCACGAGACCUCAACCAGCCUCCUCCGGCCAUGUUCCUGUCCCUUCCGCCCCAGUCAGCUUGGUGUUGCUCCCACACUCAGCAAUUCCAGAGGCCCCUCCAACUGCCCGUUCCUCCUGGGCCUUCUGCUGGGCAAUUCUGUCCGCGAGCAAAGCCCUUCAUCACCCAGGCCUCUCAGAUCUCCCCUAAGAAUCAGAACUGAAAGUUAUCCAGGGAACAGAACCCCCCACACUCAGAGCCUGCGGAAGCCACCCCGUACAGACGGUGAAAGCCCAACACCGGUUAACACCAAUCUGUGACCAGAGAGCAGGCUGUGCUUGGCCUGCAGGUCCCACUUCUCGGCUGAUGGCCUUCAUUUAUACAACUAGGAGCUGCCUCACAUGCAGAUACGUUUACUAAUGAUCAUAAUCAGGGUGAGAACCACUUUCAAAAAUGGGCUCCUUAAGUCUUAGGUAACUCACGUGUAAACAGGCACGACUCAUGAAUCUGCUCUGUUCACCAUUUGGUCCCGAUUCCCUGGCACCACUUGCCCACUUCCUGCUGCUCAGCCGGAACCUGAUGCCCAGGAGCCACCUCCCCUGAGGAGCCACCUCCCCUGGGGCAGAUGCUUCCUUUUCCUGGUCUCUGGCCCUUUGCUUCGCCCACCGCAGAAGCUCAACUUUGAUGGCCUCUGUGCCUGUUCAGGGGGGCCAGCCACCUGUAGCCAGGGCUUCGGUCCUUCCUGCUGAACAGAACAUCUGACGAGGCAGCCCACGCUGACCGGGGCUGAGGGAGAGAGCGCUGGGCCCCGGCAGCCCUCUGUCAUCCAUGAGCCUGGCCUGGCCGGUUCUGAGAACUUGAGGCUGGGUCAGGGCCCCCCACUAAGAGCAGCACCGACCCCACUGUGCCCCAGCAGAGCACUCCUGGGGCGGGGGUUGGAGGAAAUGGCUUCUGCAAUGGGCUCAGACCCCUCGUUCAAGCAGGAGACUGGGCACUUGGGUUCGUUUAAGUGGGGCGUGAGGAAUGGUGAACAACCUUCAGGAGAAAAGCUGGGCCUUGUGCUCUCUCCUUGGAGCCACCAGAGCUCUAGCAUCUACGGCCAAGGGCCUGGUGGCGCCCUGCACCAGAACCACACGGCAAGGCCGGAGACCUCACAGCAUGUGCUUGUCCUCAGGUGUGCCACAGCCCGAGACUGAAGGCUUCAGAGCUCGUUGUUCUGCCUGUGAAUCCGUCCCCUCCCCCCUUCCAGGAAAGCAUAAUAGAAAGUAGCUGCUCACGUGAAAGAAACUAACAGUUAAUGGAGAACGCAGGGCAGUCUGGGAUCUGGUGAGAGCUUAGCUUUCGCAGGAUCCCGGGAACCAGCAUCUAGUGAGUAGCUGACAGGGUUCCUGUGAAAGGCCUGGGACAUUCUAUUCAUGAGGUCCUGCUGCAGCUUUAAGACCACUUGGCCUGUCAACCCAGAGCCACUCCUGGGGAGCAGGGACCCUUCAUGGUGAGCACCCCUGGAGCGUUGACUGCAGUUGCAAAAGGGCCUUUGGUGGUGGAAGGACUGUCCGAUCGAUCCCCAGGUCAUGGCCGGCCCCUGUAGCAUAUUUUUUGUGUUGGAUGCACUCCUGUGCGUUACUUUGCGUGUGAGCUCGGGUUUGCUGUGCACUCUGCAGCUGGAGACCGCCUUGCCUCCUGAGUUGUGGCAGCAGCUUUAUUAUUCUAAGCAGGGUCCCAGCUUUACUGAGGCUUUGGGGUUGGGGUACUUUUAAAAUGCAAAUGACAAUGAAGAUUUAGCGAAGGUGGUAGCCCAGCCAGUAGACAAAAUGGCACUAGAAAUCAACAAGGAGGAAACACCUUGAGGUCCCAGGUAAUUAAAAAGGAAAAACAGCUGGCCCAGCUCUGAGUAAGUCACUUAUUUUUUAAUAUUGAUGCUGGCUGGCUUGUUCACUACGGCCUCAGAAGCCACCACUAAUCCAGCACCCUGAGCACAGGGCCUGUCGGGAAGCGGGUUUGGGUGAAGUGUGGCCUCUACAGAGCCCACCGCACUCAGGUCGACUGAACCAGGGGCAGACAAAUUCUCCAGCAGGAACCUGGAACAGGAAAACCCCAUGAGGUUUGGGAAGUGGAAAGAAGCCUCAUACUGUAACUCAAAAAUGAAGGGGAUGGUUUCUCCAAACAUGUUCAUUGUCACCAACCUAACGCGGUGAAGCCAUUUCACUCAUGAAAGGAAGUCCCCCGGCUGAGGAUGAAACUCAGUCUGUGGCUUAUGGUACCAAUUAGAUGUCCACUGCUACACUCUCAGGACUGUCAUUUCUUAAGUCUGUGUUGGUAACUCCCUGUAAGAACCCCAUCCUGGGUGGGGGUUGAGAAUUAUAGCAGAGAAGCCCUUUGUGGUGCUCGGAGCCGAGGGUCGCCCUUCACAGCCACUGCGGUCAGCUGUCCACCUUACAAAACUCCCAAAAGGCGCUUUUUAGUGGAACUUUGGGUAAGUUUUUCUCAUUUCAUUGUGACUCAAGGAAGUGGGAAAAAACUGAAUAAAGCCUUUUCCCUCUUAAUCACUUUAAAAAUAAUGAACCAUAUCUUUAAAUAUCGGGAAGCAUUUUUAUAAAAAGGCUUCCAUAGAACCUGGUUAUCCAGAGACGCUCUUGCCUGGUGGCUACGGAGCAAUACCCGGGACUCAGGUGCACGGCUUCUGAGCGGAAUUGCACUUUCAUCGACUAACCCUCAGUCCUCGUGGCCUCAUGGGAUAGUGGGCCUGGGCACCCGGUUCAUUCUGACCUGCCAAAGAAUUACCCAGAAGCACAUCAAAUGCCAACACCCCACCUGCACAGUGGGGGUGAGAGCCUUUUGUAUCCCCAAACAUUUCUUUACAGCCUCUGCUGCACCGUUUGGAAGUGUAUUUUUAACCUCAGGAUUUAAAUAAACACUAUGACAUUGA